Messenger RNA from Oncorhynchus mykiss (rainbow trout), 4356 nucleotides. NCBI's taxonomy places the organism in Eukaryota, Metazoa, Chordata, Actinopteri, Salmoniformes, Salmonidae. The record is from RefSeq and is a predicted model, not a curated record.
AAGUGCUGUGGUACUGUGGUGUUCAGUCAGUGGAGGCUGUGGUUUAGAUGGUUGAAGCAUUGUAAGGUUAGAUAUCAGCCUGUCUGGGGCUCACAGUCACUGAAAGUAACAGAGAUGUUGUAUCGAAGGUUCUUUGAUGUCAAAGGUCUCUCCAUGAAGUUAAAGUGUGGGCGAGGACUAGAGGAAAAGGAUGGAGAGAAGAGUCGAGACAAAGACGAGAGGAGAGAGGCGAAGGCCAGAGAGAGAUGUACGCUGAACGGACAUCACUUCAGCAUGGUCUCCUCCCAGACACAAUCCUCCUCCUGCCACCAAUGCAGCAAAACCAUCAACACUAAGGAUGCCUUUCUCUGCACCAAUUGCAAUGCACAUGUUCAUAAGAGUUGUAGAGAAAGCCUGCCUGUCUGUGCCAAGGUGAAGAUGAAGACGCCCAGACAGCAGUUUGCAGUUCCAGAUUCAGCCACCAUUCCUGUUGUCACCCGGAGACCAAAACGAGGGUUAAACCCGGGUGCAUCGAGGGAGCGACCCUGGUCAGCCAUCUUGUCUCCAGAAGACCACUCCUCAUUGGUUGUUCCCUCCCGAAGACAUACCUCCAUCAUACCCUUCCACGGCUCCAACCUGUCAAAGAGCAUCUCCAUAUCCAACAUCGCUGGUCACCAGGUGUUUGAUGACAUGCCUAUCAAGGGUCUGCGGUACCUGUCCCAUUCUACUGACUCUCUGUGCAAGACCAACCUGGUCAAUGAAUCUACAGAGUCACUCACAGACGAAGGCACAGAGAUGAUUGACAGUCAGCUGAUGGGGGAGUUUGAGGAAGACCUGAAAGAGCUGGAAGCAGACUCCUGGAGCAACGUUAUGGACAGCAACUUCCUCAAACAUCUGAAUAAGGAUGUCAUCAAGAGACAGGAAGUCAUCUACGAGUUGAUGCAGACAGAGAUGCACCACGUGAGGACCCUGCUGAUCAUGAUGGAGGUGUACAGUAAGGGUCUAGUGAAGGAGCUGCAGCUGGAGCCUCAGACACUAGACAGGCUGUUCCCUGCCCUGGGGGAGCUCCUGGACCUCCACACCUCCUUCCUGACAUGUCUCCUGGAGAGGAAGAGAGAGAGCCAGCAGGAGGGGGAGGACGGAGGAUUCAUCAUCAACAAGAUAGGAGACAUCCUGGAGACACAGUUCUCAGGGACCAAAGCAGCGAUAAUGAAGAGAGUUUACGGGAAGUUCUGCAGCCGCCACAACGAGGCCGUAAACAUCUACAAGGAGCUGCACUCCAAAGACAAACGCUUCCAGGCCUUCAUCAGGAAGAAGAUGAGUAGCAGUAUCGUCCGGAGGCUAGGUAUCCCAGAGUGCAUUCUGUUAGUCACCCAGAGGAUCACCAAGUACCCCGUCCUGAUGCAGAGGAUACUACAUCACACCAAAGAGAAUGAGGAAGACCAUGAGGACCUGAGUGAUGCUCUAUACCAGGUCAAGGAGGUCAUCACUGCAGUGGACAGCAAGGUGAACGAGCAUGAGAAGAAGAGGAGGCUGAAGGACAUCUACAGCCGAACAGACAGCAAGUCCAUUAUGAGGAUGAAGAGCGGUCAGAUGUUUGCUAGAGAGGACCUGCUCAGAGGGAGAAGAUUGCUGUAUGAUGGACCUCUGCAGCUGAAGAACUCACAGGGGAAACUCAAGGAUGUAACGGCCAUGCUUCUCUCUGAUAUUGUCGUCUUCCUGCAGGAGAAAGACCAGAAAUUCGUCUUUGCCUCUCUGGACCAGCGCUCCACGGUCCUCUCCCUCCAGAAGCUGAUCGUUAGAGAGGUGGCUAACGAGGAGAAGGGUCUCUUCCUGAUAACAGCAGGGAUGGAGAAACCAGAGAUGGUGGAGGUACACACUGCAACCAAGGAGGAACGCAACACCUGGAUGCAAAUCAUACAGGAGGCCAUGCAGUCCAUAGAGAAAUAUGAGGAUGAGGAGAACCCCAGUGAAACGGAGGAGGACAAGAGACUGCUGGAGACCAAAGCUAAGGAGAUGAGAGAGAUGCUGAGGAAGAAGGAUGAACAGAUCAUGUGUAUGCUGGAGGAGAAGAUGGCCGUGUUUAGGGAGAUGUGUGAGGUCCGGAGCCCUGGAACCCCCCCAGGAACAGGCCCAGGAGAGGACCAGGGCCCCAGCCAGGUCACCAGGGCCAAGGGGCUGUUCAGGGCUGGGAGCGGAGCGAGCUCUGAGGACAUACCUAAAGGAGAACCCAUCAUAAAGGGAGCACUACAGGAAGUGGAGACGUUGCAGGCGCUGGUGAACGGUACUCUGGGUGGAGCGAUGGGGGGGCAGCAGGUGGUGUGGGUCCCAGAGACAGAAGGAGGAGGAGGAGUGGUGGGCCCGGGCCCUGUAUGUCUCCUUCGCAGGGCCGAGACUUUCGGAGGCUUUGACUCUCAGCAGAUACACAUCUCUAAGAAUGGGGACAAAGAAGAGGGAGAGGACAGAGCAGACCUUCGCAGGACAGAGUCAGACGGUGUACUGAAGAAGGGGGAGAAUGCGACCAUGAUGCUGUUACUGAAGAGGAACACUGAGCAGGUCCUCCACAGUGUGAGCCACAUCCAUGACCUGCUCUACACCCUGCAGGCAGUGGUAGUCCAGCAGGACAGCUUCAUUGAGGAUCAGCGCCAGGCUCUCACCAACCGCCCCGAACGCCUCACCUCCUUCUUCUCCUCCCGUCCCUCCAACUCCCUGAUCGAGCAGGAGAAACAGCGCAGCCUGGAGAAACACAGGCAGGAGACGGCCGCGCUGCAGCGCCAGCAGGCCACACACGACCGGGAGAAGAGGAGGAGGGAGAGGGAGUGGGAGGUGCGGGAGCAGCAGCUGACAGACAGGGAGGUGCAGCUCCUGGUACAGGAAGAGGAGACGGGGAGGAGGAGCAGGGAGCUAGUUACGGAGAGGGCGGAGCUACAAAGGAAGAAGAAGGACUAUCUGAUAGAUCUAGAGAGACUGAGAGACGCUCAGGGGAAACUAGAUCGAGACAGAGAAAACAUACACAGAGAAAUGGAGAGGGUGGAACACAUGAGAAUGGCUAAGAGGUGGAUACAGAGAACUCCCUCCUCUACCUCAGACGACUCCCCCCACUUCCCCCCCUCUACCUCGCUGGACAAAGAUCCAAUGGACCCGGCUGAGCUCUCCUCCUCUCCCAGGAAAGAAUCCCUGACCUCGUCAAAAGGGAAGAGCCUAAACCCGUUCUCUGAGGCCCCAGCCCUAAAGGCCCCUAGUGGAGACAGUCAGAACCAGAUACCUAACAGACUGCUGCAAGGACAGUCAGCAGAUACCCAGCACCUAGAGCCUCCUAUAGAUGGAGAGAUCUACUUCUGCUGAGGAGACCCUUCUUCAUCUCCUGUCAAUGUCCCUCUCACCAGCUGACUGGAAGGCCAAGUUGCCAAAGUCCCCCCAUCGUCAAACCCUCUAAGUCCUCACAAACACUCCCAACUGACACACAAUAGGAAGUGGAAGGUCUCUCGUCAUGUGAGUCAUAAGCUCCAGCUGCAAUGUUCUGUCUCAGUGCUCACUACAGAUUGGCUCCUGACUGUCACCUUCUCGAAAAAUAUAACAAUAAGGAAACUGUUUCUAUGUUAGAUACUGUAGGUUAAAGACUGUCUAUAACAAUAAGGAAACUGCUUCUAUGUUAGAUACUGUAGGUUAAAGACUGUCUAUAACAAUAAGGAAACUGUUUCUAUGUUAGAUACUGUAGGUUAAAGAUUGUCUAUAACAAUAAGGACACUGCUUCUAUGCUAGAUACUGUAGGUUAAAGAUUGUCUAUAACAAUAAGGAAACUGUUUCUAUGUUAGAUACUGUAGGUUAAAGACUGUCUAUAACAAUAAGGAAACUGUUUCUAUGUUAGAUACUGUAGGUUAAAGACUGUCUAUAACAAUAAGGAAACUGCUUCUAUGUUAGAUACUGUGGGUUAAAGAUUGUCUAUAACAAUAAGGACACUGCUUCUAUGCUAGAUACUGUAGGUUAAAGAUUGUCUAUAACAAUAAGGAAACUGUUUCUAUGUUAGAUACUGUGCUCCUGAUGUGCUUGACAUGUUGCAAUAAUCUCAAUACAUUUUACAUGUGAUGCUAUUGAUCACAUGAAUCAUAUUUUCUGGUGCAUGUCCAAGAUCGAUAAUCAAUAUGUUGUUUAUACAGAUCAGUCUACACAAUAUUGAUACUAUAUAGUCCCAUAAGAACUGGAGAAAACUCAAAGACUGAUGUCAGUUGAUCGUUGUUGUGGUUCAAUGUUUAAGAGCCACUUGUUACUAAUAGCUGAAGAACCAGAGAACACAUAUGGAAUCAUGUUGUAACCAAAAGUACGUUAAACAAAUCAAAAUAUAUUUUAUAUUUCAGAUUCUUAAAAGUAGCCACCCAU